Molecule: messenger RNA, 1427 nt
Organism: Helianthus annuus (common sunflower)
Lineage: Eukaryota; Viridiplantae; Streptophyta; Magnoliopsida; Asterales; Asteraceae
Product: F-box/kelch-repeat protein At1g23390
Exons: 1
Coding region: 116-1270 (384 amino acids)
Biological process (GO): proteasome-mediated ubiquitin-dependent protein catabolic process
Cellular component (GO): nucleus; cytosol
Molecular function (GO): protein binding
Source: RefSeq, a predicted model, not a curated record
AUCAACUAGACGAUAUUUUUAGUAACAUGAUAAGAUGUAAAGUCUCCUAUAAAAGGUAUGAUAGUUCACAUAGAUCUACAUUCAACUCUUUUGUCUUCUCCCCACAAAUAACAAAAUGCAACCAUCCGGCGAACAAUCCCUAGUCGCCACCGUACCACCACCCAUCCACGGUGACGUACUGGAAGCAAUACUCUCUCACCUCCCACUCAUCCACUUAGUCCCCAAAUCUCUCGUUUCCAAAGCCUGGAACAAAGCCGUCACUUCCAUACUCAUAAAAUCCCCAAAACCUCAACCAUGGCUAAUCAUAAACACUCAAACCACAAGAUCCCCAUACCUAACAACAACACUAGCUUACGAUCCAGCAUCACGUUUAUGGAUCAAUAUUAAUCAACCAUCGAUCAAUUACGUAUCAGCACUAAGAUCAUCUCAACCAAGCCUUCUUUACAUGAUAACUCCAUCAAAAUCCUCUUUCUCAUUCGACCCGCUCCAUCUCACGUGGCACCACGCCGUCGGGCCACGUGUCUGGCGGAUCGACCCUAUUGUUGCCAAAGUCGGCACGCACGUGGUCGUCGCAGGCGGCACGUGCGACUUCGAGCACGAUCCACUCGCUGUUGAGAUCUUCAACAUUGACUCACGAACCUGGAGUAAACCGGAACCGAUGCCAGAACAUUUCAAAGGCUCUGCGUCGUCCACGUGGCACUCGGUUGCAUCCGAGGACCAUCGUUUGUUCGUUGUAACGAAAAACGACGCCGUGUUGCAUACAUUUGAUCCGGUAACAAACACGUGGGACGGUCCGUAUAACUUAGCUACGGACCCUACCAUGUUUUACUCUGUUAUUGGAUUUUGUAACGAUAUGCUGAUAUUAAUUGGGAUGUUAGGUGAUGCAAACGACGUCGUUGGGGUUAAGUUGUGGGAAGUGAGUUGUGAGUCGUUUGAAUGUUAUCAAAUUGGUGAAAUGCCGGUGGAUUUGGUGGAGAAAUUGAAGGGGGAUGAAUUGGAGGUUUCGUCGAUUGAAGGGAGAAUGGCGGGAAAUGUGGUUUAUAUUUAUAAACCGGUGGGAGCGGAAGAGGUGAUAGUGUGUGAGUUUGGUGGUGGUGGUGAGUGUGUUUGGUGGAGUGUGGAGAAUGCGGUGGGGGGUGAUCGGUGGAUAAGUGAAAGAGUGGUUUUUACGUGCUCGAAUGUGGGGAUUGAUGAGUUACGGAGAGUCACUCGGUUGAUGGUUUAUUUUCAACGGCGAAGAUCUUUGUGUAAUUUGUUAUGUCAUUAUUAAAAUUAGGUUUGUAAACGAACCAAACGUUCGGCGAACACUUCGUGAACUGUUCAGCGUAAAGUUCGUUUGUGUUCGUUCGUUUACUAAACAAACAAACACGAACAAGAAAUUUCAUUCGUUUAGUUAAACAAACAAACAUGAACAGGUGUUGUGUUCG